CGAAAAUAUUAAAUCGAAUAUCUACCUCCUCUAUGUUUGCAGGAAGUCAGUAUACAAUUAUUGUUAAAGCAUAGAUCAUUUCUAAGAUAUUACUGAUAAAAGAAAUAAAGAAAACUCUCAGAAAAUUUUGAUUAGUUCCCAGAUGAAAGCAAGUUUCAUUAAAUAUCAUUAACGUCAAACUGAAUUGUGAUUUCUGUCAAUAAGUGCCAAUGAUAGAAAAUUAAAUAAAUUAACAAAACUAUAAAAAUGCCCAUAGUAAUAAAAGAUUAUAAAUGGAAACAAUCUGACAGUGAUAUUAUUAUCACAGUUCCUAUACCUUUGAAGAAUGUUCACGAAUCUAAAGUCGAUGUGUUCAUUUCGUCAAGAUUUGUGAAAGUUUCGUAUGAACAGUACUAUUUUGAAGCGGUGUUAGAAAGGCCCAUUAACAAACAAACCAGUCGAUGUACAUUAACGAAUGCCGAUAUUGUUUUCGAGUUGGAGAAGGCCGAAAUUGGGGAGUGGAAAUGUUUGGAACCAAACGUCAGCAAGAAAGAAAAACUGGAAAUGAAAAAACAAUUAUUGGAGGAAUCAUUUAAAGAAAUCCAAGAACAUCACAAGACAAGAAGCGAUAGAAAACACGAACUUAAGAGGGUGGCGGUUAGGAAACAAAUUGAUUUGGAUUCUGCACACAGGCAACGCAUAGACGACGUUAGAAAAAUGGAGGAAAAGAAAGCUUUGGGUGAUCUCGAAGAAUUUAGAAAAAAAGUAGCAAACAAACUUAGAAAUUCAGGGCAAAAAGCAAUCCAACCCGUGCCUAAAACAACAACGUGCGAAGAACCAAAAAAGCCAAUUCCGGAAAUACCCAAAACCAGGGCGACAGCCAGUCUGGAAAUCGAUUUCACUCCAAGACAGUUUCCGACGCCGUGCAGAGAAUCAAAACUAGAGGAAGAACACGAGUAUCUAACGAAACAAGCUGAAGCUAGACGAUCGGUCGGAUUCGUAAGCGAAGACAUCAGACCCGAAGAGAGAAAUCCUCAUUUCAUCAAAGCCAAAGGGGACGAAUUUCUGAAAAACAAGAACUAUCUAGCGGCCAUUAGUGCUUAUUCUUUCGGAAUAACCUUAAGCAAAAAUUUCGUUGACCUGUACAUAUCACGCUCAGAAGCGCACAUGGCUCAGGGAAACUACUGGAGAGCCGCGCAAGAUUGCAGUACCGCCUUGGAACUCCUGAGCCCCAUUUGCGAGGCUAACCUGUACGAAAGAGCCUUGUGCACGGGCAGAAGGGGCGAAGCAUUAUGUGAACUCAAUAUGAAAAAGCAAGGAAUUCCUGAAUUAGAAUUCAGCUUAAAAUUAAUAGAUCAAGAGCAUUAUAGGGAGGUGCUACAAAAAGAGAAGGUAUUGUACGAGAAUCAGUUGCGUAAAGACGAGGAAAAUAGGGAAAAACGGUUAAAGGAGGAGCUAGAGAAAAAAGCGGAAAAAGAAAGAAAAAAGAAAGAAAAAGAGUUGGAACAGAAACAUAAAGAGGAACAUGAAAAACAAAAUAAGGAAAAGGAUGAAAAAUUAAAACAAAACCCUAAAGAAGAAACGAAACAAAAAGAGAUAGAAUAUAAACAAGUAGAGUCGAAUAUUAAACAAGAAGCGACAGAACAAAAUAAAGACGAGACGAAACAGAAAAAUAUAGAACAUGAACUGAUAGAGCUAAAGGUAGAAGAAUUGUAGCAAACUAAAUUAAGAGAAGAAUAGUUCAGGAGAAAAAUAGCUUCUAAACCAAUAGUAACGACUAGAAAAUUAGGAAUGUUAGAUCGACUAUUUUUAUCUUUGUGUUUGUUAUAAAAUAAAUAUUUAA
Messenger RNA from Psylliodes chrysocephalus, 1822 nucleotides. The record is from the annotation of a GenBank genome assembly. NCBI's taxonomy places the organism in Eukaryota, Metazoa, Arthropoda, Insecta, Coleoptera, Chrysomelidae.